Messenger RNA from Microdochium trichocladiopsis, 1074 nucleotides. RefSeq lists its product as uncharacterized. Lineage: Eukaryota; Fungi; Ascomycota; Sordariomycetes; Xylariales; Microdochiaceae. The record is from RefSeq and is a predicted model, not a curated record. The coding region runs from base 1 to 1074 and encodes 357 amino acids. The transcript has 6 exons.
AUGGCAGCAAGCACUACUUUGAGUGCCCAGGAGCUGCGCGAGAUCACCAUUUCUUACGGCACCAUCAUCGGCACAGGGCUUUUGGCUUUGUUAGUAUGCGGCACACGGCUUUACGUCCGGAAGUACGUCAAGGUCGCUUUCGGAAUUGACGACUGGGCCUGCUUGUUGGCUUUGCUUUUGGUUACCACUUUCAACGGUAUCGGCAUAGCCGUGGUACAUUACGGAGCUGGUAAGCGCAUGCACAACGUGUCUCAAGAGGACAUGGCGCAAUGGUUCCUGCUCUAUUACGUCUGCGUGUGCAUAUACCUAUCGAUCUCCUUCGCUGUCAAGACAAACCUUCUGCUAUUCUUGAGGCGAGUCUUUCCCAAUGCAUAUAUCCAACACACCACGCUCGGCAUGCUCAUUUUCCUGGUGCUCUUCACGAUCUCUGGAAGUUUCGCGGCGGCCUUCCAAUGCACCCCACCCAAGUACUUCUACAAACUCGAGUUUCUCAUGGCGCCAGACCGGGCCGACCACUGCUUUUCGGCGCACACCUCUUACAUCAUUUUCCUGUAUCAGGCCGUGGUGAUCUUUAUCUGCGAUGUCAUCAUGUUCCUCCUGCCCAUCCCUGCUCUGCUCCAGCUCAACCUGAGCGCGUCGAAGCGUUGGGCUCUCGUUCUUGUCUUCGCCAGCGGUGGCGUGGCAUGCAUUGCGCCUGCACUGCGGUUCAGCAGCUUGAGUUUCCAUGGCAAAGAAACCGCUGAUACGACAUUCGAUGCCGCGUCUUCGCUGUACUGGAUGGCCAUUGAAUACAACUUAGGGCUGGUUGCAGGGUCACUGACAAGCUUGCGCCCGCUCUUCGCCAGAUACGGGCUUUUCAGGACAGCGGCGGAUUCUAAUCGUCGCCAGUCACGAGGCGCCAAACGUAUGUCUUAUAGACUUGAUGAUAGCCCUGGGAGUAGCUGGGGCCAUGGACGGAGUGGGCAUGGUCAGGCUGGUGCGGAGAGAUAUCAGGGCGACAGCGUCCUGGCAACAACAGUCGUGGAUCAAACCAUAGUUGACCAAAAGAGCAUUGAGACAUCUCAUGCCCAUUGA